Molecule: messenger RNA, 6021 nt
Organism: Carassius gibelio (silver crucian carp)
Lineage: Eukaryota; Metazoa; Chordata; Actinopteri; Cypriniformes; Cyprinidae
Gene: col6a2
Product: collagen, type VI, alpha 2
Exons: 28
Coding region: 191-2899 (902 amino acids)
Source: RefSeq, a predicted model, not a curated record
AGACUUCUUUUGAAGCUGGGUGAAGCUCAGAGGAAACUUCUCCUGCAGCUUGGCUUCUCACUCACUCUCUUAUUUUGGAAUUUAUUCCGAUUUCUGCUUUACUUAGUACGAAAUGUUUGAUUGUUAACCUUAAACAUAAAUCAGCACUCGAAAAGUUCUUCAGAUUUCCUGAUCUUGGGUGGGAAGGAGAAUGAGGAUGAUGAGGCUAUCGAUCCUCCUGUUGUUUGUGGUCAUUCACACACAGGUCCAGAUUUCAGCCAGCCAGACUCCCUGCGGAAAAACAACUGAAUGCCCAAUCGACUUAUACUUUGUCAUCGACACAUCUGAGACAAUAGCUCUGCAGGAGAACCCACCUGGCAGCUUGGUAGAGAGCAUCAAACAGUUCACCGAAGCUUUUGCCAGCAAACUAGAAGAUGUUAAAUACAAAGGUUCAGUUCAGAUCAGCUGGUCUGUAGGAGGCCUUCACUUCUCCCAGCGGCAGGAGAUCAUCAGUGCAAUCACCAGUAAAGAUAGAUUCAUCAGUGAUCUCAGAAGAAUAAAAUACUUGGGCAAGGGCACGUACAUUGACUGCGCCAUCACCAACAUGACCCACCAGCUGGUCCACUCACCAUCCAAACCCAAUGCCAAACGCUUUGCGGUGGUAAUCACCGAUGGUCAUGUGACAGGAAACCCAUGUGGUGGGAUCAAAGUGGCGGCGGAACGAGCACGUGAUGAGUUCAUUAAGAUCUUCUCUGUUGCAUCAUCCAGGAACCUAGAGGAGGCGGGACUUAGGGAGAUUGCUAACUCACCUGCUGGUGUUUAUCGUAAUCACUACAUGGCGGUUGAUCUCACGGGAGUGCGGCCACUCAUAGUGCAAUCAACAAUUGAUCGCAUUUAUGACAUAAUGCUUCAUCUGGCUUAUCAAGAGUGCUACUCUACGAAAUGUCUAGAGACUCCAGGACCUCCGGGUCCAUCGGGACACAGGGGACAGAAAGGAGCUAAAGGAGAUAAUGGCGACCCCGGUCUUAAAGGUCAAAGAGGACGUCCUGGAGAUCCGGGUAUUGAGGGACCCAUUGGACAUCCUGGACCUAAAGGAGAGACUGGUCUUAAAGGUGAAAAGGGAGAAAUGGGAGCACAAGGGAAAAAGGGUGUUGCUGGAGCAUCGGGAAGAAAUGGAACAGAUGGGCAGAAGGGAAAAAUUGGCAGGAUAGGCGCUCCUGGCUGCAAAGGUGACCCCGGCGACAAGGGUCCUAAUGGCUAUCCUGGAAGUGUUGGAGAACCUGGUCUUCGAGGGGUUCCGGGAGAAAAGGGCGAUCCAGGUCGUCCAGGAAGAUCAGGUCCUCUUGGGAUAGCUGGAGAUCCUGGACCCAAAGGAGAGAAAGGAAGUCCCGGAUCACCUGGAAUUCCUGGCCAGAAAGGAUCUGCUGGUACAGCUGGAGGACCUGGACCUAAAGGCGACCCUGGAAGACGAGGAGAUUUUGGGCCUAAAGGCAGCACUGGAAGCAAUGGGGCAAAAGGAGAAAAGGGUGAACCAGGUUCUGAGGGACCCAGGGGUCUUUCGGGCGAAGAUGGCAACAAAGGAUCCAAGGGUGAUAAUGGACUUCCAGGACCAAGAGGACCACCUGGAGCUUCUGGAGAACCAGGCAGAAAUGGUUCCCAAGGUGAUGCAGGCGAUUCUGGCCCUAGAGGUGAUCCUGGCCCUCUAGGACCAAAGGGUGAUUCUGGCAGACCUGGAUUCAGCUAUCCUGGACCAAGGGGACCUACGGGUGACAGGGGUGAUAAAGGUUCACUUGGUCCAAGGGGAAGUAGAGGAGACUGCGGACCAAAGGGUGACCCAGGUCUAAAGGGAACUCCUGGAGAGCCGGGAGAGCCCGGGCCUUCAGGAGAACCUGGACAAAGGGGGACUAUAGGAGACCCAGGAAGAAAUGGUGACCCUGGACCAGAGGGAGACCCUGGCCUUACUGAAUGUGAUGUCAUGAACUACAUCAGAGAGACCUGUGGAUGCUGCGACUGUGAAAAGAGAUGUGGUGCCCUGGAUAUUGUGUUUGUGAUUGACAGCUCUGAAAGUGUGGGGUUGACCAACUUCACCCUUGAGAAGAACUUUGUGAUCAACACCAUCAACAGACUGGGCUCAAUAGCAAAAGAUCCCAGUUCUGAAACAGGCACUCGAGUCGGGGUUGUCCAGUACAGUCACAAUGGAACAUUCCAGGCCAUUCGCCUCAACGACUCCAAGAUCGACUCGAUGUCCGCCUUCAAAGACGCAGUGAAGAAGCUUGAAUGGAUCGCUGGAGGAACGUGGACGCCUUCUGCCCUGAAGUUCGCCUAUGAUAACCUGAUUCGUGAUAGCCGACGUGCGAAGGCUAAUGUGACAGUGGUUGUGAUCACAGACGGCCGGUACGACCCUCGGGAUGACGACAAACUGCUCAAUUACCUCUGCACAGACACCAGCAUUGACGUGAAUGCCAUUGGUAUUGGUGACAUGUUUGACCAGCCAGAGGAGAACGAAAGCCUCAAGUCCAUUGCUUGCAGAAAAGAUGGAAGAGUCAUGGGAAUGAGGCGUUUCGCUGAUCUGGUUGCAGAGGAUUUCAUCGAUAGGAUUGAGACUGUUCUCUGCCCAGAUCCAGUGAUCGUUUGCCCUGAUCUUCCAUGUAAAAGUGAUGACGCCCUUGCAGAGGAGUGGAAGGACAGUCCCAUCCCAACCACUGUACAAAGCCUCCCAAACUUAUUCAACAAUCUACAAGAGGCCAAACACCCUGAUACCUACACCAAGGCUGUAGCUACAUUGGCUUAUUCAGCCCAGAUGGCUAAACUGUCCUCUGAACCUGACAAACAGAGAUGGACCGAUCUGUUCAUUGACUCGUUUAGAGUGAUCUAUUCCGAUAUGAUGGGAGACCCAAACAAAGCUCUUGGCUUGUGUUAGAAAGCAUGAUUGGGCAUUUCCAAAAAAAUUUAAACUGAUAGCUUGACUAAAACAGUAAACUUGGCCUCACUGUAGAGUUGUUAAGUAAAAAGCUAGCUGGUCUAUGCAUGAGUAUGGUAUUUGCAUUAACAAUAGUCGAAUGCCAUUGCUAAUACCUCCCUUAAAGAUGUAACAUUUAAUUAGCAAGAAAUAGCAUGUAAUAUAGUUAACAUCACGGCCAGUUAUCAGCCACUUAAUUUGUUUGCUAGCCUUUGCUAAAAGCAGUUCCCUGCUACAAAAAUGUGAAAUGCCAACCUUUGCCUCUUGACCCAAUGCCUGCUUCUCUGUAAUCAUUUUUUAUUUUAUUUUUUUUGCAUCCAGAUAUGCGAAAUGAACACAUUUUGAUUAGAUGAACAGAUUUUUUGAAACUUUGCUUGCAUAGCAUGCUCUCAUUACCUUAUCCUGUUUUGCUUGAUUCCUCAGGGCUUCUAGGAUUUUAAGGAAUUUUUUAUCUUUUAUAAAUGCUUCGGUGUUGUGAAUAGACCAAAGAAGGGUUAGUUUAAAUUAAAAAUGUCAAUUCUGUCAUCAUUUACUUGCAUUGUACAAACCUGUAUGACUUUCUUUCUUCAAUGGAACACAAAAGGAAAUGUUGAUCUUUUCCUGAAAAGUGACCAGGGGUUGUCAAACUCCAGAAAGGAAAUAAAAACUCCAUAAACAUGUUUUAAAGUUGUACAUCGAAAAUCUGAAAUUCAUACAGGUUUUCAGUUGAUGAUGACUGAAUUGUAUUUUAUUUUUAUUUUUUUUGCUUGAUCUAUUUCUUUAAACUAAAGCAUCUGUAAAUGAAUGAACAAUUAGUUUUGAGACUAUAUUCAUAUCAGUUUUGCAUUUUGCACAUUAAGGCUGAAGUCCCAAGCCUGUAGCUUCAUAUAGGUUAGAGAAAUAUCAAUGGAGCUUUUUAGUGCUGCUUUACCACGGCCGACUUUUAAAUCCCUACUAUGUUUUACACAAAUAAUUAGUAUGAUAAAUUAAGAAUUUUUUGUAAACUGCUUUACCAAUAUUGUUUAAGUUCAAUAUUUUUUCUGGUUACAUUUAUUUUCUAAAGCUUAUCUGCUAUUUAGGCGACAGAAAGCUUUAGAGUAUCUGACAUAUCUUUAUCAUAGCAUUAAUUUACUACAACGGCAAUUCAGUAAAACUUUUUGUAGCCACCUUAUAUAACUGUUAAUGGCCAUUUAUGUUUGAUGAUUAUCUCAGUGAAUCUUUUUGAAUGGAAAUACAUACCAAUGUGAAUUAGCUAUGAGUAUCCUGAUGUUGACCAUCCGUGAGUGAAAGAGAAAAUGGACUAAGAAGGUUUUUCAGCCUGCCAUUAUAGACAAUAAUGAGCCUUUUUUUUUUGGCAAUGGAAGAUUAUGUAUAUUUAGUAGUAAGUAUUAUAUAUGUAUACUGUAUAUCAGGAAUGUGCAAUGAAAAAAUGGCAAGCUCUUGGACUGCAAGAAAUGCAACUUGAAUUAUUUCUGACAAAUAAAUACUGUCUCUUUAGCAAUUAAAUGUUUAUUUUUGUUAGGUUUAUUUGCUCUUAAAAGAACCUCAUCUCUGUAAACUAACACAUUUAUUUUGCACAAUUCAUUUGGCGCAAAUCAAGCAUGUCAUCCAAGACAGUUAUUGCUGUUUUUGUAUCUUAUAGAGCCAGCUGUAGCCGACUGCAUCCAGCGGCCUGUUGAUCUCAUCUUCAUGCUGGAUGGCUCAGAGCGCAUGGGUCAGGAGAAUUUCCGCUAUGCACGUGAGUUUGUGGAGAAAGUCGCUAACCGCCUGAACCUCGCCCAGGGAGACAGCGAUGAACGCAGUGCCAGGGUGGCUCUUAUGCAGUAUGGUGAUGAAAACCAACAUCAGUUGGCCUUCAAACUCACCAGCAACUUCACUGUCAUUUCUGAUGGUGUGGCUAACUUGAGGUACCUGGAUUCUACUUCCAAUGUGGCAAGCGGUAUUAUCUACGCCGUCAACAACAUUGUCACGAGCAGAGGCACAAGAUUGGCUAGACGAAAUGCUGAGCUGGCGUUCAUCUUCAUUACUGAUGGGGUCACCAGCACAAAGAACCUGGAGGAAGGCCUUAGCGCGAUGCGCAGAGUAGAGGGUGUUCCCACAGUGAUUGCCUUGGGCAGCGACCUUGGCAAGGAGACCCUAGAGAAGCUUUCAAUGGGAGAUGAGACGGCCAUUUUCAGGGGUCAGGAUUUUGAUAGUCUGAACAAACCCAGCUUUUUUGACCGAUUUAUUCGGUGGAUCUGUUGAGGGGUUGGUGGGUUUUUCAGUAACGAAAAGGGGGGGGGGGUGAAUGGGUUCAGCACAGUGGUUAGAGUAGAACUGAUGCAUUUUUUAUUACACUAAAUCUAUGCAAUUUAUGCACUUAUAUUGUGGUAAAAAAAGAUAAAAAUUGUUUGUUAUACAGAGUUAGGAUUGCUUAGGAUAACCAUUGGAUUAAACUCAAUGAUUUCACCGGUGGAGAUGGGUUUUGGGUACAGGAAAACACUGCAGUAAACCAAGAGGCCAAGUUAUUAGUCACACUCCAAAGAAUAUGUUACUGAAAGUGUUUUUUUGACAAAGUAAAUGUAUUUUUUUCUGUAUUUUUUAUUCUGAAAGACAUCUAGUUGAUUUUUUUAUUUUUAUUCAUAUACACAAGGUGCUAAACCAGAGUAAGACUGGAGUUUUUCUUGCAUAUCAUUACCAGAUACACAAUAGUAAAAAGUGCACUAAUUCAGGGGUACAAGAAUUUGAAAAAGCACACAGGCCACAUUCAUUCUGUAUUUUUUAAGAUAAAAUUGUCUAAAAACAUUGUUUCAUUUAAAUUACCAUUGACUUAAAAAGGGCCUGCAGUAGCUAAAAUAAAUCUAUGCCACCUCCCACAGCACAUUUACUCUUGAGCAAACACAUGCUUAGAAAUCCAGUGUUUCAGAUUUAACAUUUACUUACAGUGAAAUAUAGACCCUUCUUCACACCUACACUUUAAUGUACAAGACAAUUAUUAGUACCACAAUCAGUCUCUUAAUUUGAACAUUUGAAUAUUUGAUAUGCUGUUAGACACUUGAAUGAUGAUUUCCAUUGUUGCUGUCAAAAUAAAUUUUAGUACAAUAAAACAAGCUGUGGUAACACAA